Molecule: messenger RNA, 1039 nt
Organism: Sclerotinia trifoliorum
Lineage: Eukaryota; Fungi; Ascomycota; Leotiomycetes; Helotiales; Sclerotiniaceae
Source: the annotation of a GenBank genome assembly
AAAUCACAUCGUUCCACUUUGAAAGGAUAAUUGCUCACCCGCGAUACACCGUCAAACCUACUAUUCCACAAUGUCAGCACAAGCAGCAGUAAGAGCGGCCGCGCAAGUGGGCAAGUCGGCAGCAAAAUCUGCUGAUGGCCACGUCCUUAACAAGGGCGCAAAAAGAGAUCCUGAACUUUACGUGAGUGAAGCGCAGACUGCAGCUACUUCUAAUAUACCGCUAUGUGGUUUCUGCAAUAAAUGCAUCCUGAAAGGUUUGCUAAUGGACGAUUUCCACAGGUUCUUUUCGGUGUCAUGGCCGGUGCUUUCGGUUUGGCGGGUUACUACUUCGGUGAGAUCAUUUACUUCAACCAGCAUUGAGGAUAAGAAUUGACUUUACUAUUAGGUAGUAAACCCACUUCAGCCACGUCAGAAGAAAAAGUGAGCAUCGCUCCUGGCACCAUGCCAUGGCAGGCAGAUGGCACCAAAGGCGAUGCCGCUAGACAGGACUUCAAAUACAAAUAUCAUCCAGCUGGUGACCCAAGAAAUCCACCAAAGGAGGCACCUAGCGCAUUGCACAGCGUCAUUGUUCCCAAUGUUAACUUGCCAAAGGUAGGAUUCUCUUUUCAUGGCUUUUCUUUCACGAUCACCAAAAACCGCAUCCUCCCUGCUCAUACAAUGUGACGUCACCGGAGUUUACUGGGUUAUUGUAUUCUCCAUGCUAAUGUUGCCUCCAGGAAUUACACGAGAAAUACAACAAGUGGGGUAAGGAUGGAUAUUAGAUCAAAGGAACAGAAUACAGAUUGGGGCGGGAUGGUUGCAAGACCUGACAGAGCUGUACAUAAGUGGAAGGGGUUAUCUGGUGCAAUGGGCUCUUAUAUUAUCCCUAAAGACAACUUUUUGGUUUCGAUAUGAAUUGCGAAAUUGUUUGUUGUGUAAUGGGAGACCUGGUGAAAAUUGAUAAUCCUCCAAUACAAGUUGUCCGUAGAGAACUAACACAGUAUCAUGUAACAUGUACUUCAGGUUCAUACUGGUAUCUUGUUAAUUAAUGAAAUCCACG